Molecule: messenger RNA, 13557 nt
Organism: Hyaena hyaena (striped hyena)
Lineage: Eukaryota; Metazoa; Chordata; Mammalia; Carnivora; Hyaenidae
Gene: DNAH2
Product: dynein axonemal heavy chain 2
Exons: 88
Coding region: 37-13389 (4450 amino acids)
Biological process (GO): microtubule-based movement
Cellular component (GO): dynein complex
Molecular function (GO): dynein light intermediate chain binding; ATP hydrolysis activity; minus-end-directed microtubule motor activity
Source: RefSeq, a predicted model, not a curated record
AAGACGGGGUCGGCGUAGUGAGGUGUCGCCCCCACCAUGGCCAGCAGAGCGGAGAGGAAGCAGAGAUUGAGUGCCCAGUUGAACGUUGGCCGCGGUGCCCGCCGGAGGGCCGCCCAGGCUGACGCCGCCUCGAGGCCUGACUCUCCGACUCCCGAGCUGGAUCCCGAGCCCGAGCCCGAGCCCCUCGAGGAGGAGUUUGAGCCAGUGUCAGAGGAGCCCAAGGCAGAGAGAGAAGAACUACCGGAGCCCGAGGCGGAUGUGAAGCCCCUUUUCCUGUCCCGGGCCAUGCUGACGGGCCUGGCGGCCGCUGAAUGGACAGCAGAGCACGACGCCGCCCUGGAGCGCUUCGCCCAGGACCCUUCGGAGCCCGUCCUCACCAUCUUCGUGGACCCCUGCGCGGGGCUGAAGCUGGACCUGGGCAUGCCCGUGCAGACGCAGAACCAGAUCGUCUACUUCAUUCGCCAGGCGCCGGUUCCCAUCACCCCAGAGAACUUUGAGGCCACCGUGCAGUUUGGGACAGUGCGUGGCUCCUACAUCCCGGCCCUGCUUCGGCUGCUCAGUGGUGUCUUUGCCCCUCAGAUCUUCACAAACACAACGUGGCCUGAAAGCAUUCGCAAUCAUUUCGCUUCUCAUCUGCACAGAUUCUUGGCCUGCCUGACAGACACUCGGUACAAACUGGAGGGGCACACCGUUCUCUACAUCCCCGCAGAGGCCAUGAACAUGGCGCCCGAGGUGGUGGUGAAGGACAAAGAGCUGGUGCAGCGGCUAGAGACCUCCAUGAUCCACUGGACCCGGCAGAUAAAGGAGGUGCUCAGUGCCCAGGAGUCUGUGGAGAUGGGAGAAAAUUUAGGUCCCUUGGAGGAGAUUGAGUUCUGGCUCAAUCGGUGCAUGGACCUGUCUGGCAUCAGUAAACAGCUGGUGAAGCAGGGGGUGACGCACAUUGAGUCCAUCCUGCGUCUUGCCAAGUCGUCCUACUUGGCCCCCUUCAUGAAACUGGCCCAGCAGAUCCAGGACGGCUUCCAUCAAGCACAGUCCAACCUGACGUUCCUGUCGAUCCUGAAGGAGCCCUAUCAGGAGCUGGCCUCCAUGCGCCCGAGGGACAUCUCCAGUAAGCUCCCCAAGCUCAUCAGUCUCAUCCGCAUCAUCUGGGUCAACUCCCCGCACUACAACACCCGGGAGAGACUGACCUCCCUCUUCCGGAAGAUGAGCAACGAGAUCAUCCGCCUGUGCUGCCGGGCCAUCUCUCUGGACCGCAUCUUCGAGGGCUACGUCACUUCCAGCAAGGAAGACCUCCAGGGCUGCAUCUCGUGCUGUCAGGCCUGGAAAGACCACUACCUGCAGGCGGUGCACAUGCACACCCAGUUCUCCAGCCGGGGCUGGGUCCUGGACCAGACCAGCAUAUUCGCUCAGGUGGAUGCGUUUGUGCAGCGCUGCAAGGACCUCAUUGAGGUCUGUGACUGCCAGUAUCAUUUUGCCCGCUGGGAAGAUGGCAACCAGGGGCCCCUUCCCUGCUUCUUCGGGGCCCAGGGACCCCAGGUCACACGGAACUUGCUGGAGAUCGAGGACAUCUUUCAUAAAAACCUCCAGAUGCUGCGGGCUGUGCGCGGGGGCAUCCUCGACGUCAAGAACGCGUCCUGGCACGAAGACUACAACAGGUUUCGUUCUGGAAUCAAGGACCUGGAGGUGAUGACUCAGAACCUGAUCACCUCCGCCUUCGAGUUAGUCCGAGAUGUGGAGCAAGGAGUCUUACUGCUGGACACCUUCCACCGGCUCUCGACGCGGGAGGCCAUCAAGCGCACCUACGACAAGAAGGCGGUGGAUUUGUACAUGCUGUUCAACAGCGAGCUGGCCCUGGUGAACCGGGAGCUGAACAAGAAGUGGCUGUACCUGGAGCCCUACAUGGCCCAGUUCUCGGGGCGCGCGCACUGGGUGCGGAUCCUGCGGCGGCGCAUCGACCGAGUCAUGAACUGUCUCUCUAGUGCCCACUUCCUGCCCCACAUCGGGACCGGAGAGGAGAGUGUGCACACCUACCAGCAGAUGGUCCAGGCCAUGGACGAACUGGUUCGAAAGACCUUCCAAGACUGGACGGCCACGCUCGACAAAGACUGCAUUCGGCGGCUGGACACGCCGCUGCUACGGGUCAGCCAGGAGAAGGCGGGCAUGCUGGAUGUCAACUUUGACAAGUCCCUGCUGAUUCUCUUUGUGGAGAUCGACUACUGGGAGCGGCUGCUGUUUGAGACGCCCCAUUACGUGGUGAAUGUCGCCGAGCGAGCAGAGGACCUGCGGAUUCUUCGGGAAAACCUGCUCCUGGUGGCUCGAGACUACAAUCGGAUCAUUGCCAUGCUGUCCCCGGAUGAGCAGGCCCUCUUCAAAGAGCGCAUCCGAUUUCUGGAUAAGAAGAUCCACCCUGGACUCAAGAAGCUGCACUGGGCCUUGAAGGGGGCCAGCGCCUUCUUCAUCACCGAGUGCCGCAUCCACGCCAGCAAGGUGCAGACCAUCGUGAACGAGUUCAAGGCCUCCACUCUGACCAUCGGCUGGCGAGCCCAAGAAAUAUCCGAGACGCUGCUGGUGCGCAUCAGUGGCAAGCGGGUGUACAGGGGCCUGGAGUUUGAGGAGGACCAGCGGGAGCACCGUGCGGCCGUGCAGCAGAAGCUGCUGGACCUGCACCAGGGCGUGGUGGCCAUCCUGACCAGCUCCUAUGAGGUCUUCAAGAACGAUGGCCCUGAGAUCCAGCAGCAGUGGAUACUGUACACCGUCCGCCUCGACCGCAUGGUGGAGGAAGCCCUGCGCCUCAACGUGAAGUGGUCGCUGCUGGAACUGUUGAAGGCCAUCAACGGGGACGGAAAGACCAUGCCCAACCCACUCUUCCGAGUCCUGGUCACCCUGCAGAGCGACACACAGGGAGGUGUGGCGCAGGUGGAAUUCUCCCCCACGCUGCAGACUCUGGCGAGCGUGGUCAAUGACACGGGCAGCCACCUCUUCUCCACCAUCUCCGUCUUCCGCCACCUCCCCGAAAUUCUCAUCCGGCGCAAGUUUCAUCGCGACCCUAUCCACGUCAUCGUGGAACGAGACGAGGACAUCAGGAAGAUCCAGGCCCAGAUCAGCAGCGGCGUGGCGAACAACGCCAGCCUCCUGCAGAACUACCUCAAGACCUGGGACAUGUACCGGGAGAUCUGGGAGAUCAACAAGGACUCCUUCAUCCGCCGCUAUCAGCGUCUUAACCCCCCUGUGUCUUCUUUCGAUGCCGACAUCGCCCGCUACACCGAGGUCGCCAACAACGUGCAGAAGGAGGAGACGGUCCUCAACAUCCAGUUCGUGCUGCUGGACUGCUCCCACCUCAAGUUCUCGCUGGUGCAGCACUGCAACGAGUGGCAGAGCAAGUUCACGACCCUGCUCAAGGAGAUGGCGGCCCGGCGCCUCCUGGAGCUCCACACCUACCUGAGGGAGAACGCUGAGAAAAUCAGCCACCCGCCCCAGACCCUGGAGGAACUGGGGGCCAGCCUGCAGCUCAUGGACACCCUGCAGCACGACCUGCCCUGCCUGGAGGCCCAGAUCCCCCCCAUCCACGAGCAGUUCGCCAUCCUCGAGAAGUACGAGGUGCCGGUGCAGGACAGCGUCCUGGAGAUGCUGAACAGCCUCAAUGGGGAGUGGGUCACCUUCCAACAAACCGUGCUGGACAGCGAGCUGAUGCUCAAGAAACACAAGGAGAAGUUCAAGACAGGCCUCAUCCACUCGGCUGAUGAUUUCAAGAAGAAAGCCCACAAUCUUCUGGAGGACUUUGAAUCCAAAGGCCCCUUCACCAGUAACGUGGGCCAUCAGUCGGCGCUCGAUCAGAUCGCCCAGAUGCGGGCCAUGCUGGCCGCCAUGCGGGAGGAAGAAAGCGGUCUCCGCUCCAACCUGGGCAUCUUCAAGAUCGAGCAGCCCGUCUCCAAGGACCUGCAGAACUUGGAGAAGGAGCUGGACGCCCUGCAGCAGAUCUGGGAGGCCACGCGGGACUGGGAAGAGAGCUGGAGCCGGUGGAAGACGGGCCGCUUCCUCGACCUGCAGACGGAGGCCAUGGAGGCCGUGGCCCACGGGCUGUCCCGCCGCCUCCUGAGGCUCGCCAAAGAGUACAAGGACCGCAACUGGGAGGUUAUCGAAACCACGCGCUCGAAAAUAGAGCAGUUCAAGAGGACCGUGCCUCUCAUCUCGGACCUGCGCAACCCGGCCCUCAGAAGGAGGCACUGGGAUCAGGUCCGGGAGGAGAUCCAGCGCGAGUUCGACCAGGAGUCUGACAGCUUCACCCUGGAGCAGAUCGUGCAGCUUGGGAUGGACCAGCACGUGGAGAAAAUUGGGGAGAUCUCGGCCUCGGCGACCAGAGAGCUGGCCAUAGAGUUGGCCUUACAGAACAUCGCCAAGACCUGGGAAGUCAUCCAGCUGGACAUAGUUCCCUACAAGGACAAGGGCCACCACCGGCUCAGAGGCACAGAGGAGGUGUUCCAGGCGCUGGAGGACAACCAGGUGGCCCUGUCCACCAUGAAGGCUUCUCGUUUCGUCAUGGCCUUUGAGAAGGAGGUGGACCACUGGGAGCGCUGCCUGUCCCUCAUUCUGGAGGUCGUGGAGAUGGUGCUCACUGUGCAGCGGCAGUGGAUGUACCUGGAGAACAUCUUCCUGGGGGAGGACAUCCGCAAGCAGCUGCCCAGCGAGUCGGCCCUGUUCGACCAGAUCAACAGCACCUGGAAGUGCAUCAUGGACCGGAUGAGCAAGGACAGCAACGCCCUGCGCAGCACCCACCACCCAGGCCUCCUGGACACGCUGAUCGAAAUGAACAUGAUUCUGGAAGACAUUCAGAAGUCUCUAGAUAUGUAUUUGGAGACCAAGCGCCACACUUUUCCCCGCUUCUACUUCCUGUCCAAUGACGACCUCCUGGAGAUCCUCGGCCAGUCCCGCAACCCGGAGGCCGUGCAGCCACACCUCAAGAAAUGCUUUGACAACAUCAAAUUGCUGAGAAUGCAGAAGGUUGGGGGCCCCAGCAGCAAGUGGGAAGCUGUGGGAAUGUUCUCGGGCGAUGGCGAGUAUGUGGACUUCCUCCACUCAGUAUUCUUAGAAGGGCCCGUGGAGUCCUGGCUUGGCGAUGUGGAGCGGGCCAUGAAGGUGACCCUGCGGGACGUCCUCCGUGCCUGCCGCGUGGCCCUCAAGAAGUUUCUCAACAAGAGGGACAAGUGGGUGAAGGAGUGGGCUGGCCAGAUGGUGAUCACUGCCAGUCAGAUCCAGUGGACGGCCGAUGUCACCAAGUGCCUGAUGACGGCCAAGGAGCGGGGGGACAAGAAGAUCCUCAAGGUCAUGAAGAAGAAGCAGGUGUCAGUGCUGAAUAAGUAUUCGGAGGCCAUCCGGGGGAACUUGACCAAAAUCAUGCGGCUUAAGAUUGUGGCCCUGGUGACGAUAGAGGUGCACGCCCGGGACGUGCUGGAGAAGCUGUAUAAGAGCGGCCUCAUGGACAUCAGCUCCUUCGACUGGCUCAGCCAGCUCCGCUUCUACUGGGAGAAGGAUUUUGACGACUGUAUGAUCCGCCAGACCAACACGCAGUUCCAGUAUGGCUAUGAGUACCUGGGGAACUCCGGGCGGCUCGUCAUCACCCCCCUGACUGACAGGUGUUACAUGACGCUGACCACGGCGCUGCACCUGCACCGAGGGGGGUCCCCCAAGGGCCCGGCGGGCACGGGGAAAACCGAGACCGUCAAGGAUCUGGGCAAGGCCCUCGGCACUUACGUCAUUGUGGUCAACUGCUCCGAGGGCCUGGACUACAAGUCCAUGGGCAGGAUGUACUCGGGCCUGGCCCAGACCGGCGCCUGGGGCUGCUUUGACGAGUUUAACCGAAUCAACGUGGAGGUGCUGUCGGUGGUGGCCCAGCAGAUACUGUCCAUCCUGUCGGCCCUGGCUGCCAGCCUCACCCGCUUCCAUUUCGAAGGCUUUGAAAUAAACCUGGUGUGGUCCUGUGGGAUCUUCAUCACCAUGAAUCCUGGCUACGCUGGCCGCACUGAGCUGCCCGAUAACCUCAAAUCCAUGUUCCGCCCGAUUGCCAUGGUGGUGCCGGACUCCACUCUCAUCGCCGAGAUCAUUCUCUUUGGGGAGGGCUUCGGCAACUGCAAGAUCCUGGCCAAGAAGGUGUACACGCUGUACUCGCUGGCCAUGCAGCAGCUGUCCAGACAGGACCAUUACGACUUUGGCCUGCGGGCCCUCACCUCCCUCCUGCGCUACGCGGGCAAGAAGCGCCGUCUGCAGCCCGACCUGUCUGACGAAGAGAUUUUGCUGCUCUCCAUGCGGGACAUGAACAUCGCCAAGCUGACCUCGGUCGACGUGCCGCUCUUCAACGCCAUCAUGCACGACCUGUUCCCCGGCACCGAGCUGCCCGUCAUCGACUACGGCAAGCUGCGGGACACCAUCGAGCAGGAGACCCGCGACAUGGACCUGCAGCCCACGCCGUUCACGCUCACCAAGGUGAUCCAGCUGUACGAGACCAAGAGCUCGCGCCACUCCGCCAUGAUCGUGGGCUGCACGGGCAGCGGCAAGACGGCCUCGUGGCGGGUGCUGCAGGCCUCCCUGUCCUCGCUGUGCCGCGCCGGAGACCCCAACUUCAACAUCGUUCGGGAGUUCCCCCUGAACCCCAAGGCCUUGUCCCUGGGGGAGCUGUAUGGGGAAUACGACCUCAACACCAACGAGUGGACAGACGGCGUCCUGUCCAGCGUCAUGCGGGCGGCCUGUGCAGACGAGAAGCCCGACGAGAAGUGGAUCCUCUUCGACGGCCCCGUGGACACACUGUGGAUUGAGAGCAUGAACUCCGUCAUGGACGAUAACAAAGUCCUGACCCUCAUCAAUGGGGAGCGCAUCUCCCUGCCUGAGCAGGUGUCACUGCUGUUCGAGGUGGAGAACCUGGCCGUGGCCUCUCCCGCCACCGUGUCGCGCUGCGGGAUGGUCUACACGGACUACGCUGACCUGGGCUGGAAGCCGUACGUUCAGUCCUGGCUGGAGAAGAGGCCAAAGGCCGAGGCCGAGCCCCUUCAGCGCAUGUUCGAGAAGUUCAUCAACAAGAUGCUGACCUUCAAGAAGGAUUAUUGCAACGAGCUGGUGACUGUCCCGGAAUACAGUGGGAUCAUCUCCCUCUGCAAGCUGUACUCGGUUCUGGCCACUCCAGAGAAUGGGGUGAACCCGGCCGACAGCGAGAACUACGUGACCAUGGUAGAGCUGACCUUCGUGUUCAGCAUGAUCUGGUCCGUGUGCGCCUCCGUGGACGAGGAGGGGCGCAAGAAGAUCGACAGUUACCUCCGAGAGAUUGAGGGCUCCUUUCCCAACAAGGACACGGUGUACGAGUACUUUGUGGACCCCAAGAUGCGAAGCUGGACAUCAUUUGAAGAGAAGCUCCCCAAGAGCUGGCGUUACCCCCCGAACUCCCCCUUCUACAAGAUCAUGGUGCCCACGGUCGACACCGUUCGCUACAACUACCUGGUGAGCGCACUGGUGGCCAAGCAGAAACCCGUCCUGCUGGUGGGUCCCGUGGGGACCGGCAAGACGUCCAUCGCCCAGAGCGUCCUGCAGUCCUUGACGUCCAGCCAGUGGUCCGUGCUCACCGUCAACAUGUCUGCUCAGACCACGUCCAAUAACGUGCAGAACAUCAUCGAGAGCAGGGUGGAGAAGCGAACCAAGGGGGUCUACGUGCCGUUUGGGGGUAAAAGCAUGAUCACCUUCAUGGAUGACCUUAACAUGCCGGCCAAGGACAUGUUUGGGUCCCAGCCCCCCCUGGAACUGAUCCGCCUCUGGAUUGACUAUGGCUUCUGGUACGAUCGCAUGAAGCAGACCAUCAAGUACAUUCGAGACAUGUUCCUGAUGGCUGCCAUGGGCCCUCCCGGGGGCGGACGGACCAUCAUCUCCCCAAGACUGCAGAGCCGCUUCAACAUCAUCAACAUGACCUUCCCCACAGAGUCCCAGAUCAUCCGGAUAUUUGGCACCAUGAUCAAUCAGAAGCUUCAGGACUUUGAGGAAGAGGUGAAGCCCAUCGGGAACGGCCUCCCACCCUGCCUAGUCUUCUCUGACCGUCUGGUGGAUGCUGCAGACAUGGAGGCCUUCAUGUGCAUCAUCAGCGACAAACUAGGCUCUUUCUUUGACCUCACAUUUCAUAAUCUUUGUCCCAACAAACGUCCUCCCAUCUUCGGGGACUUCAUGCGGGAGCCCAAGGUGUACGAGGACCUGACGGACCUGGCGGCGCUGAAGGCGGCCAUGGAGACGGCCCUCCGCGAGUACAACCUGUCCCCCACCGUGGUCCCCAUGCAGCUGGUGCUCUUCCGCGAGGCUAUUGAGCACAUCACACGGAUCGUGCGGGUCAUCGGACAGCCGCGGGGCAACAUGCUCCUGGUGGGCAUCGGGGGCAGCGGGCGCCAGAGUCUGGCCCGCCUGGCCUCCUCCAUCUGCGAGUACACCACCUUCCAGAUCGAGGUCACCAAGCAUUACCGGAAGCAGGAGUUUCGCGAAGAUAUCAAGCGCCUGUACCGCCAGGCAGGGGUGGAGCUCAAGGCCACGUCCUUCCUCUUCGUGGACACCCAGAUUGCCGACGAGUCCUUCCUGGAGGACAUCAACAACAUCCUGAGCUCGGGCGAGGUCCCCAAUCUCUACAAGGCCGAGGAGUUCGAAGAGAUCCAGACGCUCAUCUCGGAGCAGGCCAAGGCCGAGCAGCUGCCCCAGUCCUCCGACAGCCUCUUCGCCUACCUCAUUGAGCGCGUGCGCAACAACCUGCACAUCAUUCUCUGCCUCAGCCCCGUGGGCGACCCCUUCAGGAACUGGGUCCGCCAGUACCCGGCCUUGGUGAACUGCACCACCAUCAACUGGUUCUCAGAGUGGCCCCGCGAGGCCCUGCUGGAGGUGGCCGAGAAGUCCCUCAUGGGCGUGGACCUGGGCACGCAGGAGAAUAUCCACAGGAAGGUGGCCAAGAUCUUCGUCACCAUGCACUGGUCCGUGGCGCAGUACUCGCAGCGGAUGCUGCUGGAGCUGCGGAGGCACAACUAUGUCACGCCCACCAACUACCUGGAGCUUGUGUCAGGAUAUAAGAAGUUGCUGGGGGAGAAGCGGCAGGAGCUUCUGGACCAGGCCAGCAAGCUGCGGACGGGGCUGUUUAAGAUCGACGAGACCAGGGAGAAGGUGGAGGUGAUGUCCCUGGAGCUGGAGGAGGCCAAGAAGAAGGUGGCCGAGUUCCAGAGGCAGUGUGAGGAGUACCUGGUCAUCAUUGUGCAGCAGAAGCGGGAGGCGGAUGAGCAGCAGAAGGCCGUCACAGCCAACAGUGAGAAGAUCGCAGUCGAGGAAGUCAAGUGCCAGGCACUGGCUGACAAUGCCCAGAAGGAUCUAGAAGAAGCGUUGCCAGCCCUGGAAGAGGCCAUGCGGGCUCUGGAGUCCCUGAACAAGAAGGACAUAGGCGAGAUCAAGUCGUACGGUCGGCCCCCCGCACAAGUGGAGAUGGUGAUGCAGGCAGUCAUGAUCCUUCGGGGCAACGAGCCCACGUGGGCGGAGGCCAAGAGGCAGUUAGGUGAACAGAACUUCAUCAAGUCGCUGAUCCACUUUGACAAAGACAACAUCUCGGACAAGGUUCUGAAGAAGAUCGGGGCCUACUGCGCCCAGCCCGACUUCCAGCCUGACAUCAUCGGCCGCGUGUCGCUUGCGGCCAAGUCCCUGUGCAUGUGGGUGCGGGCCAUGGAGCUGUACGGGCGGCUGUACCGCGUGGUGGAGCCCAAGCGGAUCAGGAUGAACGUGGCCUUGGCCCAGCUUCAGGAGAAGCAGGCGGCGCUGGCGGAGGCCCAGGAAAAGCUGCGGGAGGUGGCCGAGAAGCUGGAGAUGCUGAAGAAGCAGUAUGAUGAGAAGCUGGCCCAGAAGGAGGAGCUGCGCAAGAAGUCGGAGGACAUGGAGGUGAAGCUGGAGCGAGCCGGGCUGCUGGUGUCGGGGCUGGCCAGCGAGAAGGCGCGCUGGGAGGAGACUGUCCAGGGCCUGGAGGAGGAUCUGGGCUACCUGGUAGGUGACUGUCUCCUGGCCGCCGCCUUCCUGUCCUACAUGGGCCCUUUUCUGACCAACUACCGGGAGGAGAUCGUCAACCAGAUCUGGAUCAGGAAGAUCUGGGAGCUUCAGGUGCCUUGCUCACCGCGCUUCACCUUUGAUAACUUCCUGUCCAACCCGACCAAAGUUCGGGACUGGAACAUCCAAGGGUUGCCUUCGGACGCCUUCUCCACCGAGAAUGGCAUCAUCGUCACCCGGGGCAACAGGUGGGCCCUGAUGAUUGACCCUCAGGCCCAGGCCCUGAAGUGGAUCAAGAACAUGGAAGGAAACCACGGCCUCCAGGUUAUCGACCUGCAGAUGAGCGACUACCUUCAAAUUCUAGAAAAGGCCAUCCAGUUUGGAUAUCCAGUGCUGCUCCAGAACGUUCAGGAAUAUCUGGACCCCACACUCAACCCUGUGCUCAACAAAUCUGUAGCCCGAAUCGGGGGCCAGCUGCUGAUGCGCAUCGCAGAUAAGGAGGUGGAGUACAACCCCGAUUUCCGUUUCUACAUCACCACCAAGCUCUCCAACCCCCACUACAGCCCUGAGACCUCGGCCAAGACCACCAUCGUCAACUUUGCCGUCAAGGAACAGGGCCUGGAGGCUCAGCUGCUGGGCAUCGUGGUCCGGAAGGAGCGGCCGGAGCUGGAGGAGCAGAAGGACUCGCUGGUCAUCAAUAUCGCCGCCGGCAAGAGAAAGCUCAAGGAGCUUGAGGACGAGAUCCUUCGGCUGCUGAAUGAGGCCACGGGCUCCCUGCUCGACGACGUGCAGCUGGUGAACACCCUGCGCACGUCCAAGAUGACCGCCACCGAGGUGUCCGAGCAGCUGGAGACCAGCGAGACCACGGAGAUCAACAUCGACCUGGCCCGCGAGGCUUACCGCCCGUGUGCCCAGCGGGCGUCCGUUCUGUUCUUCGUGCUCAACGACAUGGGCCGCAUCGACCCCAUGUACCAGUUCUCGCUGGACGCCUACAUCAACCUCUUCAUCCUCAGCAUCGACAAGAGCCACCGCAGCAACAAGCUGGAGGACCGCAUCGACUACCUGAACGAGUACCACACCUACGCCGUGUACAGGUACACCUGCCGCACCCUCUUUGAGCGCCACAAGCUGCUAUUCAGCUUCCAGAUGUGCGCCAAGAUCCUGGAGACCUCGGGCAAGCUCAACAUGGACGAAUACAACUUCUUUCUCCGCGGGGGCCUGGUCCUGGACCGCGAGGGCCAAAUGGACAACCCGUGUCCGGGCUGGCUGGCCGACGCCUACUGGGACAACAUCACAGAGCUAGACAAGCUCACCAACUUCCACGGGCUCAUGAACUCCUUCGAGCAGUACCCUCGGGACUGGCACCUGUGGUAUACCAGCGCCAGCCCGGAGAAGGCCAUGUUGCCAGGUGAGUGGGAAAACGCCUGCAAUGAGAUGCAGCGAAUGCUGAUCGUGCGCUCCCUGCGCCAGGACCGGGUGGCCUUCUGUGUCACCUCGUUCAUCGUCUCCAACCUCGGCUCCCGCUUCAUCGAGCCGCCCGUGCUAAACAUGAAGCUGGUGGUGGAGGAUUCGACCCCGCGCACCCCGCUGGUGUUCAUCCUGUCUCCGGGUGUGGACCCCACUGGUGCCCUGCUCCAGCUGGCGGAGCACACGGGCAUGGCCCAGCGCUUCCACGCCCUGUCCCUGGGCCAGGGCCAGGCCCCCAUUGCCGCCCGGCUCCUGCGAGAGGGUGUCAUUCAGGGACACUGGGUGUUCCUAGCCAACUGCCACCUGUCACUGUCCUGGAUGCCCAACCUGGACAAACUGGUGGAACAGCUGCAGGUGGAGGACCCCCACCCUUCCUUCCGCCUCUGGCUCAGCUCCAGCCCGCACCCCGAGUUCCCCAUCUCCAUCCUGCAGGCCAGCAUCAAGAUGACCACAGAGCCGCCGAAGGGCCUGAAGGCCAACAUGACGCGCCUCUACCAGCUGAUGACGGAAACGCAGUUUUCUCGCUGCUCCAAACCGGCCAAAUAUAAGAAGCUGCUCUUUGCCCUCUGUUUCUUCCACUCCGUGUUGCUGGAGCGCAAAAAGUUCCUGCAGCUCGGCUGGAACAUCAUCUACGGCUUCAACGACUCGGACUUUGAGGUGUCCGAGAACUUGCUGGGUCUCUACCUGGAGGAGUACGAGGAGACACCCUGGGAUGCUCUCAAGUACCUCAUCGCAGGCGUCAACUACGGCGGGCACGUCACGGAUGACUGGGACCGGCGGCUGCUCACCACCUACAUCAACGAGUAUUUCUGUGACCAGGCUCUGUCAACCCCCUUCUACCGGUUGUCAGCCCUGGAGACUUACUACAUCCCCAAAGACGGGGGUCUGGCGUCUUACAAGGAAUACAUCAGCAUGUUGCCCAGCAUGGACCCGCCCGAGGCCUUCGGCCAGCACCCCAAUGCGGAUGUGGCCUCCCAGAUCACUGAGGCACGGACUCUCUUUGAGACUCUGCUGUCCCUGCAGCCCCAGAUCACACCGGUCAGCGCCGGAGGCCAGAGCCGGGAAGAGAAAGUCCUCGAGCUGGCUGCCGACGUGAAGCAGAAAAUCCCUGAAAUGAUCGACUACGAGGGGACCCGCAAACUGCUGGCCAUGGACCCCUCCCCCCUCAACGUGGUUCUUCUGCAGGAGAUCCAGAGAUACAACAAGCUUAUGGAGACCAUCCUGUUGUCACUGACAGAUCUAGAAAAAGGCAUCCAGGGCCUGAUCGUCAUGUCUACGAGCCUGGAAGAGAUUUUCAAUUGCAUCUUCGACGCCCACGUCCCUCCGCUCUGGGGAAAGGCAUACCCCUCGCAAAAGCCACUAGCGUCGUGGACGCGGGACCUGGCCACCCGCGUGGAGCAGUUCGAGCUGUGGGCCAGCCGGGCCCGGCCGCCCGUCCUCUUCUGGCUGUCGGGCUUCACCUUCCCCACCGGCUUCCUCACGGCCGUGCUGCAGUCUUCCGCGCGCCAGAAUAACAUUUCGGUGGACAGCCUCUCUUGGGAGUUUAUUGUUUCCACCGUGGACGACAGCAACCUCGUGUAUCCACCCAAGGACGGCGUGUGGGUCCGGGGCCUGUACCUAGAAGGCGCCGGCUGGGACCGGAAGAACUCCUGCCUGGUGGAGGCGGACCCCAUGCAGCUCGUCUGCCUCAUGCCCACCAUCCACUUCAGGCCCGCAGAGAGUCGCAAGAAAACGGCCAAGGGCACGUACUCCUGUCCCUGCUAUUACUAUCCCAUCCGGGCGGGCAGCUCAGACCGGGCCUCCUUCAUCAUUGGCAUCGACCUCCGCUCUGGGACCAUGACAUCCGAUCACUGGAUCAAGAGGGGCACCGCUCUACUCAUGAGCCUGGACAGCUGAGGAGGCCUCGUCUUCCUCCCCGCUUGAGGGAGGGUCGGGGACUCUGGAGGCCAAGACUGAUCAUGCACUUGGGACUAGGGCUGGACUUCACUCUGGCCUUGACCGUGACUGACUGUGCCGCGUGACCCUGGAGAUAGCCUUUAAUAAAGGUGGAAGGAUUGCAUCGGA